CCCAGUGCCCCUCUCACUCCCUCUCACCCACCUCUUAGGUGCUCAGACUCUCAUAUCCAGGCAUCGUGUCUCGCCUGGACCUAUUCCGCUCUGGUCGCGCUUUUCGCCAUGAUUGGGACUUUGCCAACCUCCUGUGGACCUGUAGGUUCUUAUCGUGGAUUGUGACUGGUGGUGGGCCAUUUGUCCAUGCUCGUCCAGUCCCGCAUCGGUUUCUUGGACUUCAAAGCCCUCUGAUAUAUAGUCCAUCCCUUUCACCUCCUUCUCUUCUUUCCUGUCAAUUCACAUUCUAUCACUAUGGCAGCAGUUGCACAGGAUUUUUCGAGCGCGCCGGCAACGGCCAAGGCGUCUGUCCCUCAUCCUCUGUGCCCUCUGACAGCAACGGAGAUUUCCACCACCGCGGAUUUGUUGAGAUCAGUAUGGCCAUCCAACAUUGACCUUCGCUUCAAGGUCAUCACCCUCGAUGAACCCGCGAAGAAGCAGAUGAUCCCAUACCUCGAAGCUGAGCACAGCGGCGCACCCUUUCCGCAAAUCCCCCGCAAAUCCUUCGUUUCUUACUACAUCCGCAACACAGACCGCUUCCACGAGGCAGUCGUCAAUCUCACAACCGGCCAAGUCGAGAGCAAUGUCCGCUUGGGCCCCAACAUGCACGGCAACGGUGACUACGAUGAAAUCUUGCAGGUCGAGAAGAACGCCCUCGAGGACGAGGGUGUCAAAGAGGCCCUGAAGAAACUGCAGCUCCCCGAAGGCACCGUGGUCUGCGCUGAUCCUUGGAUUUAUGGCUCCGACGGCAUUAACGACGAUGACCGGCUAUACCAAGUCUUCCUGUACAUGCGCGACCCAGCCAACCCCGGCGAGCUCGACUCCAACCAUUAUGCAUUCCCACUGCCCAUCGCCCCCGUCAUCGAAUGCAACGACUACAAAGUCAUCCGCAUUGACUACCUCCCCACAGGCGCCGACAACACCAUCCGUGAGCCGCGGUCAUACGAAUCAGUGCCCCCGAACGAAUAUAUCUCGGAAGCCCAGCAACAACUCCGGAGUGAUAUCAAGCCUCUGCGUGUUAUUCAACCCGAAGGCGCGUCAUUCACGCUGACGCCCACGGGCGAGACCGGCCAGAUCGUCGAAUGGCAGAAGUGGUCUUUCCGCUUGGGCUACAACCAGCGUGAAGGUAUGGUCUUGUACGACGUCCGCUACGACUCACGGCCGCUCUUCUACCGCCUCUCGCUGUCCGACAUGAACAUCCCCUACGCCGACCCACGACACCCGUUCCACAAAAAAUCCGCCUACGAUUUGGGUGAUGCCGGUGCUGGCGCCAUGGCCAACAAUCUCAAACUCGGCUGUGACUGCCUCGGCCACAUCCAGUAUAUCUCCUCAGUCAUUACCGAUGAUAAGGGCACACCCACGCCCAUUGAGAACUGCGUGUGCAUCCAUGAACAAGACGCCGGCAUCGGCUGGAAGCAUACCAACUACCGUACCGGCCGCGCCGCCGUCGUACGAAACCGCGAACUCGUUCUACAGAGCAUCAUUACUGUCUCCAACUACGAAUACAUCCUGGCCUUUAUGUUCAACCAAGCCGGCGAAGUCAUCUACGAGGUUCGUGCCACCGGCAUUCUGUCCACUCAACCCAUCGACCACGAGCUCGACAAGACGGGCGUGCCCUUCGGCACAGUCGUCCAUCCCGGCGUGCUGGCCGUGCACCACCAACAUAUCUUCUCCCUGCGUGUCGACCCCAUGCUCGAGGGCCACGCAAACCGACUUGUCUACGAUGAGGCACACGCCAUGCCUCUGGACAAGGAAUGGAACCCCCACGGUGUGGGCUACACCGUUUCCGAGACCGUCGUCGAGACCGCUGGGGGCCUUGACCUGGACCCGGACAGCAACCGCGUCUUCAAGAUCCAAAACCCGUCGGUACGAAACCCUGUCAACGGCAAACCCGUCGCGUACAAGAUCCACGCCCCGCCGUUCCAGAAGAUGCUCGCGCACCCAGAUUCGUUCCACUUCAAACGCGCCGAGUUCGCCGACCACAACAUCUACGUGACCACGCACCGCGACCGCGAGCUGUACGCCGGCGGUUGGUACACGAACCAGUCACGUGGAGGCACUGGUGUGCGCAGCUUCGCGUCGCGCCAGGACAGCGUCAAGGACACCGACAUUGUCGUGUGGGUGCAGUUCGGCAUCAACCACGUCCCACGUAUCGAAGACUUCCCCGUCAUGCCGUGCGAGAUUCUCAAGGUCAGCUUGAAACCCGUCAACUUCUUUGACAAGAACCCCGCGCUCGACGUGCCGCCGUCGGAGCAGAGCUUCAACCAGUCAACCUUGGUGAGCGAGCUGCAUCACCAACCCGCCUUGGAGAUGACAAUUGGCAAGGAUUCGUGCUGUGCAGAUGAAGCAAGCAAGAGCAAGUUGUGAGGAGGUUGUCCAUAACAUAAUGAAUUACUGGCCCAGUGUGAUGGACUGACUUUACCACGGAAAAAAAGACAUUUGUCAUUGGUGUCAUAGGAUUUUAUCGGUUGGCAACUGACAAGUAUAUUAAGCGAUUCUUUCCACACUGAUGUCUCGCCCGUUGAUUUGUAUUCCGAGCACAAUUCAAGUGUCGAGCACGGUCUUUGGGAUCCGCGCGCACGACGGCGCUAUGAGACCAAGCUCUGCCUUCCCCUACGCUCUGC
Molecule: messenger RNA, 2663 nt
Organism: Exophiala xenobiotica
Lineage: Eukaryota; Fungi; Ascomycota; Eurotiomycetes; Chaetothyriales; Herpotrichiellaceae
Exons: 3
Coding region: 295-2406 (703 amino acids)
Biological process (GO): amine metabolic process
Molecular function (GO): primary methylamine oxidase activity; copper ion binding; quinone binding
Source: RefSeq, a predicted model, not a curated record